AUGGCAUUAAACACUUCAUUUGAGUUUGAUGCAAACUUCGAUUAUGAAUCGACAGUUCGGCAGGUGAUCUCGGUGUUUUUAAUAAUAAUGUCUGGUAUAGGAAACCCUCUCGUCGUGUGUGCCAUCUACCGAUUUCGUAGUUUGCGAACAAUCUCGAAUUUGAUCAUUCUCAACUUGAGCAUAACGGAUUUGUUGUUUUCUCUCAUCACCGUUCCAGUAACCAUGUUCAUGCUGGCUGAAGACAAGUCAACCAAUUCCAGCGGCCUAUGUGUUUUCGCGGGCGUAACAGCUGAACUGUUGUGCACCGUUUCAAUUUAUACUCUGGUAUUUAUAAGUUUCGAGAGAUUUCUUGCCACGAACUAUCCCAUGAAACAUAGAUCUUUUUUUACUAAAGAGGUUGUUAAAAUUGGUAUUUUGAUUAUUUGGGUUUUCGUCACCAUUCAAUGUGGAGUCGUUUUUCUUACAACUCGCUACGUCUACAUUGAAGAGUUUCAUCAUUGUAUCCUUGACUUCGGGAACAGCAAAGAAGCGCCAUUGAUGGUGUUCCAUCUUGCCUAUUUGUUACCUCUACUGAUUCUGAUCUGUUGUAAUGCACUCAUUGUAAAAGCAGUCUUGAAAAGUAGACGGUUUGCGUCCGAACACACAGCUGCUUCACAGCGCAAUAAUGUUGGGUUUUGUAAAGAACAUCAGGCGGCGCUUCUUACAAUAACUAUCAUCGUCGUGUUUCUUAUACUGUGGACGCCAUAUUGUAUCGCAGCUUCUUCGUUGGCGUUCGAAAUUUUCAGUCUACCCAAGGAAUUUAUGUACGCAUCGUUAUUACUGGCAGUGGCAAGUGCAUCUGUUAAUCCAUUAAUUUAUGGUGUGAUGAACAAAAAUUUUCGCACUGCUUUCAAAAAAAUUAUUGUUUGCAAACGAAAUUGACUAUUGGUUGUUGGUCAUAACUCGUGAUAGCAGCAGUCGAAAUACAUUUGUGAACACUUUGUGGAGAUUGAAAGACUGAUUAUUAGCGCUAAGAAUAAUCGGACUUAUACAGAAUGAUCUAAAGACUAAACUUCAAUAAAUCUCGUGUUUUUUUCUACCAAAACGAAAGAAUUAGAACGUUAGGUGGAGUUUCAUCUCUUCUAUAUCUUUACUGUAUUUUAGAACUUAAAAGUUCUCUUGAUAUGUAAAUAAACAUUGUAAGGUAAAAUAUGUAAUAUUGAAUAUCUAAAUAAUUAAUAUGAAGUUUUCAAUUCUAGUGAAAUUCCUCCCGAGGCCCUGGCCACAGAUCAAGUAUGGACCAGAUGUGUAACUUCAGUAAAAAAGUUGUCCCAUGGUCGCCAUCUUCCUAGUAGUCGCCGGCGUGAUAAUUCGUCAUUUGAUAAUAUGUCUUACUUUCAAAAAUGCUUUCAACACCUUUUCAACAACUUUAAUUGCUUUCAACAACUUUAAACAUUCAACAUUGAUUUUUAAUCCAAAAAAUUCGAUCCAAAAAGGCCGCAAUAAAGUGCAAAAGUUCAUUUUGCUAGCAAGUGUCAAGGCGUGAGCAUGACGUCUAUAUCCAGGGAAAUUUGAGGACUCGAAGUUCGAUGUAUUAAGUUACACAUAUGGUCAUCUGUGUCCUGGCGGGAAUCGAAACUCCAGCUCUCGUUUGUUUAUAUUUAAAAUAACAUAUUCCGAGUUUCACGCUUUUCACGAUCGUCAGGCGACGAUGUAACUGUUUAUGCAACUAACUUUUCCUGCUUGGUGGCGUUGAUUUGCGUUGGGCUGCUAGCUUGCGUGAUCGAUCUACCGCACGUUCAAAAUUUCCGGUCAAGAGUCGUUUUUGGUGAACCCACUUCGAGACAUGUAUAGCCCGAGUUUAUAUAUAUAGCCAACGUAAAUGGGAUUGUGUAAUGCUGCGGGCCCCUUGCCUAAUUUUGCAUGCUACAGUUUGUGAAAAAAUUAUCAAUGUGCGUGGAUGAAUUUUGUCACUUUUAUUCGCAAUAGACCACUUUGUCAAUUCCUAUAGUCCCAGUAAUGCCAAUUUCAAUGACUGUGUCCUAUUUGAGGAAUCAGUAUCAGUUUUAUAGUCGCAACUAAGGCAAAUGUUUGAACGUGUAGAUGCAAGCCUCGCUCUCAAUCUUCAAUAAAUACUUCGAUGGUCGCAGAACGUUUUGUUGUCAAGCCCCUUGUUCGUUUAGUUUAUGCCGAAAUUUCGUUAUGCUUGUUUAUUGUAUUACAUACGGCAGAAUAAGAAUCGUACACAACUAAUCGCAUGGUGUAGACCGAGCUACAAACGGUGUUUCCCAAUAUACCCUCACGGAAAGUACGUCCUAUUUGGCUAUAGAGCUUCGCUUUCGCGAUUGAGAGAUUAUAGGCUCUAACUGAUGACGCACUUUCGGGAACGGUUAUUUCCGGCUGCGUACGUACAUAACGGCCAUCAUAUGCACCCUUAAACUUCGUUGCCAAGUUCCCAGCAAAUAAGGUAUUGGCUUAUAGCAUUUUGCGUGGAGUAUAUGUACUACUUAAAACACGAGCAGGAGUGCUUUAUCAGAUAUAAAACAUGAGGGCGCAUGCAGCUCGAGUAUUUUAUAUCUGAUAAAGCACAGACUACGAAUGUUUUAAAUGGCUUCAAAAACGACCCAUCUGAUGAGUUUAUUGGCGAAGUAAUUUUAGAACUAACGUUGUCUAGCCGAGAAAAUCAAAGCUAAACUUUAUGUGAAUGAAUAUGAUUUUUAUCACAUGCAUAAAAAACCAGCGACACGCCAGCGAUUUCUUUUGUGUUUUCCUCCUGAAUUAUUGAUGCGUUUUUAUGUACUAUUUAAAAUAAUAAUUCAUAUAAACUUUGUGGCAAUCAUGUCAGCCGUAAUAUGUCACGUGGAGUGACUUUAUAUCUGAUAAUACACAUGUGGCAUUAUAAUUGUUCGUCCAAAUUAGUAUUCUUAUAUAAAGAAUACUAAUGAGACGGGGAAGGGGAGAAUUACAUGCCCCGAGCCCCCACCUUAAUAGGGCCUCAACUUGAGAGCGCGAGGCAUGAAAUUGAGUAUAUAGGUUCUUUAAAUUGGUCAGAGCAUUUUCGAAAUCGGCCGCCCUGCAUAUAACAUCCCCUUUAUAACGUUCAUAGGGUGAUAAAACUUGCAAGUGUACAGGAUGGAAGACCUGGACUGGUGGCAAUCAAACAGCCGCAGAUAAUGAGAAUUCGAAUUGUCGGAAUUGUAAUCACUCGUUGGCAAGUCAUUUAGCUACGUUGGAUGGUAAAACUGAUGAGGAACUUGACAACGUCUUGUCAAUGGUGAUUGAUGUCGAGACACUGUAUGUGUGUCUACAUAAUGAAAAGGAUGAAGACACAAAGAAGCUCUACACUGGUUUAUUUAAGUUAGUUAGAAAGUGUGUCUUCCAAUCUGUGAAGCCAUCCUUUGUCAUGAUGGGGAACCCUCCGUUUGAGAGCCCUACUAUUGAAAACGUAAGUCGAUAAUUGUAUUCUGGUAACCGGUGGCCUAUUGUAAAAUAAGUAUGUAGUCAUUGUAUAAUACUUAUUUAACACCUUAUUUAUUAGUAAUUUUAUUCUGAUAUUGAAUAAAUGUUCCCAUUUUAUUGACAGUGUAAUGGAACGCGCUGAAUUUUAGAUUAACCUGGGUUAUGCUCCCUGGUUUUGAAUAGAGGGAUCAUGAUGAUAUUUAUUUUCGGUCAUCGUGUGUUAAUUACAUAUUACGUCUUUAGGUUUUCUGCUUUCAUAGUUAUAAAAAUCAAGCUCUUAGCUGUCAAAUGACACCUUUAUGGAAUCUUUGCGAUAAAAAGUGAUGACAUUUUCACUUUUAGGUUUUAAAUGUUCUUGCGAUUUUAUAUAUAUGGAGCGAUGUUUUGGGAGUGAUCGAUUUUACGGAUUGCAAUCGUUUGCUUAACUCUUUCCCAACCGCCCCAGGACCGACAAUGCUUUACCGACUGUGUUAGAUGUUGAGACCAGUGCAUUCGAUUAGUUCGCUCUUUUAAAAUUGUAAUGUUGCGACCGUUUUGGAUAUUUAAAACGAUUUAAAACUAUGUGUUUCAGAAUAUUUUUGAGUCAUUGGAUAGCAAACACUCAGUUGAUGUUAUUUAUAUUGAUUUUGGAAAAGCAGUUUACAAAGGGUACAAAGAGUUGCUCUAUAUAUACAGGGUCACUAUUAUGAAUGGUUUGAAGUGGUCUCUGAAUUGCCCAGGGGUCUGUUUUGGAUCCAUCGCUGUUUACACUUUAUAGUCAAUGAUAUUGCGCAGUACGUUACUCCACCAACAAAAGUGGUCCAAUACGCGGACGACUAUAAUAUUUACUAUUUAUUAUUUAAAUUUUAAAACUUUGAACUGUUGCCAACUAAUAUAGGUAUAAUGUUAAAAGUAUAUAUGAAAACAAUUCAGAUUAUUAACGAUGCACCGUAUACCUGUAAAUAUAUACACCAGAUAGCCAAUACAUCCUCUUCAUUUAUAUAUCUUCAUAUAUGUAUAUAUGUAUAUCAUCAUAUAUACGGGCACCUCUGAAUCUAUGUUGCAUGUAACCUUAAAAUACUCAUUAAAAAUUCAUAAACCUUGUGGCAAAUCAUGUCAGCCAUAAUAUGUCACGUGGGGUGACUUUAUAUCUGAUAAAAAUCAUCUUCAUUAGUAUUCUUUAUAUAAUUGUUCAUCCUAAUUAGUAUGAUUAUAUAAUUGUUCAUCCUAAUUAAUAUGAUUAUAUAAUUGUUCAUCUUAAUUUGUAUUCUUUUCUAGUCGUAUUUUAAGCUAUUCAAAACACUCGUUGUUGUGUUUUAUCAGAUAUAAAACGCUCGGCUGCGCCUUGUGUUGUAUGUCUGAUAAAACACCCCUACUCGUGUUUUAAAUAGUACACAUGCAGGUGCAGUUAAUAGUACAUAUGGAGGUGAAUAUUUGGAUCACUUUUAUUUUCACUAGUGUAAGAGCACAUGUAUUUUCCCAAUCCAUGCUACGAACUUCCCAACGAAGGGCCUUCGUUCGAAACGUCGAUGUGGUAUUUGUAUUUUUCAGGUGGUUGAUCCCUUUCAGUCCGCAGCUUUCUGGUGGUGUUUUCACUGACUAUGCUGGCACAGACCACCGUUCGAGUAUAUAAAUUUUGGAACUCUUUUCAAAUCUUUCAGGCAAUCUUCAACUUUCUUCAUAUGAAGUACGAAAACACCGAAGACAAACAGAUGAUGCAUGACUUAGCGAAAAUGUUUAUUCAUUGCCUCAAUAAUUGGACGUUGGACACUCCGUCGACCAGAAAACAGCAAGAUUACAGCACCGAAGAACCGUCUUCGUACAAAUCGAAUUAUUCAAGGUAAAGACAGUAUAAACUGGUACAUUUCCAUUUGGCACGAAAACAUAGCAGGUUUUCCCGCCGGUUGUUUUUGGGCUGAAAACUCAGCAAGUCUUCCGUCGUUCUGAGAACUGAUGCUCUUUAAAUGACUUGCUUUUUACUAACUGCCUGUCUUUCCGGUAACUGUCCGUCUUUUCCAUACCCAACCGCCCGUUUUUUCUAUAAUAGUCCCCUGUUUUCUGUAAGUAACUGUCCGUCUUUUCUAUAAGUGUCCGUGUCCAUAUAUCUGUGUGCGCUAUUACACUCAAAUAAGUUUUAUUGUAUUGAGGAAAGGCUAACUUUGAUAUACAGCCCUAAAAGUUUGAUGUAAUAUUACGUGAGAUACAAACGUUUGAAUAUGGCGCACGGUUUAAUAAUGAGUAAAAAAAUCGAGAAACAUGGCUGAUCAAAUUUAUAUGAAAAUGUUCCACAAAAAUUAACAAUUUCAAUUUCAGCAUUUCAACUCAACUUUCAUUUCGUGUAAUGUCCUAGUAUAAGUUAACCUUUCGUGUUUCUUGGGAAUUAAGCGAAAUAAGCAUGAAACAUUUAAAUACGUUCGAAAGCAUUAUUUGACCUCCUUUGAGAGUUCUAUUAUAAAGUUGGUCGUCGUUCGCCUUUCCAUUAUGCCUCGAUUAACAAAAGAUCAAAGAGUUUGGUUUUAUGGUUUCCCGUGCAAGACAUUGUAUAUGUGAAAAAGGUUAAAAUGAAUGAAUGAAUAAAUGUUUAUCCAACAAUUAUGUUUUUUAUUCGUUCUUUUGGCCACAAUAAAACUAUAUAAUCAACUUUAACCAAAUAAUAUUUGAUAGGCAAUUUUAUGCAAAUGUUUAACAUUGUCAAAUAUGCUUAUUCGAUUUAAGACAUCGAUAGCUCAGUAAAUAUUGCACGGGCAUUUAAAUGUUAUAUAUCAAAAUCUAAGUUAGCCCUUUCUGAAUACAAUAUAACUUAUUUGAGUGUAAUAGCUUUUAUAAUUUUUAUGUUACAUUAAAUCAAUCAGCGCAAGUUUUUUUUUGAGACACCCGGUACAGUGCUGGUCAAAUAUUUUAGAACACCCUUUUCUUGACUGUUACACAGAAAGUCGUGUCUAACUCAAAAUGCAACCAAUUAUCCUUUCUCACGAUGACGAAUAUUCGCCAUUAUUGGGUGGCAUCUAAUUCUCGUUAACCAAUGCAGACAAUUAAAACAAUGUGAAAAGCACUUUUUCAAAAUAAACUAACCAUUUACAAAGCAAAUUUACCAUCAUUCGUUCAAAAAAUUAUAAAAAGUCGCUGUUAUGUCCACUUACCUCGCUGACUUCGGCUGAAAUGCCACCCAAAAAUGGCGGCGUGAGAAAGGCUAAUUUGAAUGAAAAUUUAUAUGUAGUAGAGCAAGAGAUUACCCGCUCAUUGGUAGUUUUUGAAAUUGGCUUUGUAAACCGGAAGUACAGUUGUCACCAAAUAUUUCUUAAUUGAAAGAAUCACAGCUGUUGAAAACCUGACGUGCAACUCGAUCGUUUUAUUUUGAUUUUAAAUUGUAGAUAUUUGGCUGAAAUUAAGGUUACGAGACACCAAUUGGCCGGGUGAAAAAUUAUCAUUUUUGUAUUUUUCAAUACUAAUACUGUUUACAAUACUAAUUUCAAAAACUACCAAUGAGUGCAUGGGUAAUGUCUCGCUCUAUUACAUGAUAAAUUAUUAAUUAAAUUGGUUGCAUUUUGAGUUAGAUGUGACUAUUUUUGUAACAGCUAAAAAGGGUGUUCUAAAACAUUUGACCAGCACUGUAUACAAACUUAUAGAGUCAAAAUUAUCCGUUAUAAAAUUUAGUUUUUCACCCCCACGUACAAUUAGUUAGCUUUGUAAAAAUCUGUGUCACUGCCAUAAGUUCUUACCAUUUAGUUUCUUACCAUUUUGCAGAUGGCUAUGUUUCUGCCGGGUUCCUGUGUUUUGUAGCAGUUUUACAAAGUACAAUCUUUCGCAAGUAUUUGGAAAGAGCUUCUUCCAGAUUUUAUUACCCUCCCUUGGUAAACAGUUAUUGGAUAAGUUCUCCGCUGAUAGGGAGAAACUUCCAGCAGAGAAACGUACCAUCCUUAUCACUCACUUUCCCAGGUAAGUCAAUUACUAAGCGUUGAUCAAAAGUUUUUAUUUUGUUAAAUUGUUUUGUUUUAUUUUUAUAAAAUUUUUUUUUGGGCGAAAGUUUACACGAUAUUGGACUUGCUGUGAGCUGUUCCCCAUCUUUGAUUAUUGAGUAUACAGCUAUUUCAAUUAAGGUUGUCCCCCGAUGAAAGCGGAAAAGUCGAAUACGAGCGCGAAAGGCUGCUGGGAAUCGCUAAUAAAUUCUUUCAUUUAUUAGCGAUUCCCAGCAGCCUUUCGUGCUCGUAUUCGACUAACUUAUUAGCGAUUCCCAGCAGCCUUUCGCGCUCGUAUUCGACUUUUCCGCUUUGCUCCGGGGACAACCUUAAUUGAAACAGCUGUAUGCCACUGAAAUGAAUAUAUCUGGAACGUUACACUGUACCUCCAACCGGAAAUAUGAAGCCAAACAUGACGACUGGUCCCAGUCUUUUCACGCAUGUCAGGAGCACUCAAUCCAUCAAUCAUGAUGUUAACACACAUGUCUUGAAAAAUAGGCUGUUUAUCUGAAGCUUAUCAGUUCCAGAUAUAUUCCUUUCAAUGAUAUAUGCAUGUUACGUCGCAAGUGUGGUCACGCAAUUUUUUGUGUUGAUAGCUAGUGAUCAAUAUGAGCCAGAAACUCGCCUUUGGUUACUAUUUCAAAUUUCUGAGUGAGUAAAAGCUUCUUAGGCAACUUUAGAUUGUUACUUGGCCGCUUAUAGGAGUAAUUUUAUAAGCUCAAGCCCGCUCCUGACAUCACCAAGACCACAGUUAAUAAUGAGGCUAAAAAUAAAUUCUAGAUAGCGGACAGCUCUUUUAUUUCAGAGACAUUAAAAUCUACAUUUACGGCAGACUGCCAACCACAAACGACAAACUAUAAAUCGUCUGUGGGGUCCAACAAAUAGCUGCACAAAGUUAUGCUCAUUUGUGCAUUAAAAUUGAAGUACGAGUUACCUGCGUAGCUUUCGACCAAUUGUAGAACUUAUCUUCAAAUGCGAUUUGAGGUUUGCCUUUUAGCGGUAAACGUCAAUCUUAAGUCUCAGUAUACAAAUUAUGCUAGCUAGAUAUAAAAAAACUACAUAUUUUACAUACAUAUACUGUAUAUUAUAAUAGCUCUUUCAAAUGAAACGAUAGAAGACUGCAAAACAAAGCUAGAGUUAGAAUUUGGAUCCGCAGUUAACCUUCUUUAAAAAUAUAAGAACACUAAUAAAGCGCUAUUAUUGGAAUUCACUAAACAUUUGAAAUUAAAUGUUGGGUUUAUCUGAUCAGUGAGACAGGUAUCUCUGAUAUGAACAAAACUAGCGAAAGAUGAAAUUAAUAAAGAAGUUAUUAUGUGAUUUUUGAUUUUGCGAUUUUGGCUUGAGACGGCACACAAGAAAUUUAACUUAUCAGGUAUACUUGAAAAGAGGUUGUAUUAACAAAUUUAAAUAUACACCGAAACUUAUACACGACAUAUUUUCAUCCAGAUUUCUUAAAGAUUUGGAAGAAGAGGUUAUGAAUAAUGAUAGCCUUAUUUGGAAAGAAGAAAUUGAGCCCAAACGAGAACCAGCAACAGACGUCGCCCCAUCAUCUCCGGAAACGACUAAUGAUGCAAGGUCAGUUUUGUCAUUGGAGGAAACAUCUCUAUUUUUUUUCGGGUGCGACUAAAAGAGAGUUGUUAACCAGGGGUGGAAAUGCUUUUUUCUUUCUGUGAAAUUGGAUUGGGGUUCAAAAUUUUCUGCAAAAGAUUACAAUAAAUAGGAACAAAAUUGUCGUUUGUCCAUGACCGUCUUGAUACGCGCGCAGUACUUGUUGAUUAGCAAUUAGUUACAGGAUUAAAAACACAUUUUCCACUGCAGGCUAUAUGAAUUGUUCUGAUGGUAUUUAUAGUAAUUUAGAUAAUCAGUCUAAUUUUAUUAUCUCAUACCUAGCGUAUUAGCGGCUUUCCUAUUGGCUGCAAGGAGGUGCGUUCAAUCUCGAACUCACCUUCUGACGUAAGUUUAGGAGGUGGGUUCGAGAUCGAUGUUUCGGCGGCGGCCAUUAUGAAGCGAUUUGAACAAAUUUCAGACGAACAUUUAAAAAAAAAAUGGACCGUUUUUAAUUGUUUUAUAAUUAUUUUUUUUUUUUAUUUUGUUUGAUGAAAAUGGAAUAUUCUCUUUUCAAGAAUAAGGGAAUAUUGUAGAGAAUUUUUUUUAGCUUCAAGUUAAGCCUAAGUUUGUUUGCGUAGUAUGUUGGCAGUACUUUAGUACUUUUUAACGAAAUGGCAUGUGAUAAAAACCAAACAUACUUGCAGGUUCAGUGAAUCCGGGAUUGGACGCACCUCGGGUGGCUGGAAGUUUCCCGAACCCACCUCGCUUCGCUCGGUAAGUUCGGGAAACUUCCAGCGACCCUCGGUGCGUCCAAUCCCGGACUCACCUCCCUGCAAGUAUGUUUGUUAUAGAAUUGGCUACUGUAGCUUUUAAACAUAAAAGAAUGUCUGUGAAAGUUUAUGCAAGAAUGUAGAUCCCCGAAAGUUAUUGUACCCUAGUUCCCAGCUUCCGAUACUUUUGCACCUCUAGGGAAAGGGGAAGUUAAAUAGGUUUUGGAGAGUUAAUUUCGAACCAAACCCGAACCAUAAGUUGUUUGAAAUAUUUUAAGCGUCUUGCUAUUCGCCCUGUCACUGUUGGUUGUACUGGUAUACUUUCUUGUUUCAAGCGACAUUCCUUUCCUGCAUCGUAAUAUUUGAAUAAAAAUUGCUUAUACACUUGCCAAUAAGAUUUUAGGUUUUGAAUAAUACGCAAAUAAUUAAUUCGCAAUUACGCGAGACUGAAAAAAAUUCCCUCUUAAUAAUCCAAGUAUCAAGAGAUUUGUAUACAGUUAGGUCGUCUUUUCAUAAAAUCGUAGCUCAUGUUUUGCCGAGUUUCCAUCCCAUACCUCGAUUUACUUUGCUUCUAUCUAGUUGUUGUUCUUCUUGGAGCUCUUCCAUAUGUCUAGGAGCAAUACAUUCAUCACAACAGCGGUCCCACUCGUGUGAUGUAUAUAUAAUAUUUUGCUCCUAACCGUGAGGCUAAUUGCUCUGAUGAGAUCCACAUCUUGUGGUACGAAGCUAAAUAGGAAUGAAGAUGUCUAGUGGAAUUUGUUAAGUUGUUGCAUUUCAAUUUAUUUUAUAUGUAAUCUAUGAUAAGUUUCAGUCGGCUAACAUCUUCCUAUCCAACCAAGAUAAUCACAUUCUAAUACGUUUCACACUUAUUGACUUGGAACCGAGGGAAACAGUAGAAUGUUCUGAUUUGACUUCCAUUACCACUGCCUCUUACAGGCUUAAUACGCAUUUGAUUGGUUAAUCUGAUAGAACAAAUGGAUCUGAUUCGUUAAUGGUAACAGUAGCAGUAGUGGAAGUCAAAUUUGAACAUCUCUAGUGUCCUUUGUGGACGAAGCGAAGUCGAGGGAAACAUUGGCAGUCGAUGGUCCACCAAACCUACUGUUUCCUGAAGGUCUCACAAGGAAACCCAGAUUAGAGUAAGAUUUAUGUCACUUAGGGUAAGGUUAAGGCCAAGUCUGAACCACUAAAUAGUGGGGCCUGCAGGGCCAACUGCCCCCCCCCCUCCCCCCUGCGUAUAUGUCAAACUAUGCGAAACUUCGUAAUUCAGAGUGUGCGAAACUGCGUGAAACAUUAAUUCUGUUUAUAUUUUUCAAGUAGUAGUUGUAUCUCUCGAUCAGCAACUGCAUGUCCUUUGUUUUGAAAAUGCUUCCAUGCAGCGAAUUUUUGGGAUAUGUUUUCAUAGUUCUUUUAUAUUUUACAUUUAGUAUCGACAGUGGUUUGCUAAGCCCACGAACUUUGUCUUCAUUGCAUCUGGCCGCCCCAGCCGCUGUAAAUCAUGGUAAGGUGUAAGGUCAAAUUUCUUAUCGUUGUGCAAUAUAAACGCACUGCAAGUGGAUAGAACUGGGAAUUACCCUUUAACAAUUAUCCACCGAAGUGAAGGUGAAUAGC
Molecule: messenger RNA, 11299 nt
Organism: Paramuricea clavata
Lineage: Eukaryota; Metazoa; Cnidaria; Anthozoa; Malacalcyonacea; Plexauridae
Source: the annotation of a GenBank genome assembly